Xenopus laevis (African clawed frog) is the source of this 2759-nucleotide messenger RNA. RefSeq names its product repulsive guidance molecule BMP co-receptor b S homeolog (gene rgmb.S). Gene Ontology annotation, molecular function: coreceptor activity. The record is from RefSeq and is a predicted model, not a curated record. NCBI's taxonomy places the organism in Eukaryota, Metazoa, Chordata, Amphibia, Anura, Pipidae. The transcript is spliced from 5 exons. Gene Ontology annotation, cellular component: plasma membrane. Gene Ontology annotation, biological process: BMP signaling pathway. The coding region runs from base 269 to 1651 and encodes 460 amino acids.
GGGGAGGGACCUUAGGCAAGAGCCAGGAGGGUUAGAAUUAGACCCGGACUGGUCAAUGUAGGGUUAGGUAGGCUGGGGAAGUAGAGCCGCCGAAUGGGAGCCGAAGCUUAAAAGCCAAAUGGGAGCAGAAGCCAAAAGGGAGCCAAAGCCGAAUGGGUGUUGAAACCACUAAGGAGAAAGAAGAAGCUGUUGUCUCCUUAAAGGAAGAAGACUUUAAAGGUCAAACAAAGCCAUGCAUUACUGACUGCCAACACCACAAUCCUUAAGUAUGAUGAAGAAGAGGAAAAGAGACGUCCGACUUGGUACGAGCUGCUGCUGUCACCCCGGCACUGGGAGCCCGGCACUGCCACCUGAAUGGAUGGGCAUGGGGAGAAGGGCCGGACUCUCUUACCCCGGGGCUGAGCGCCUGCCCCCGCCUCUCUCAGCCCUGCACCUCCUCCUACUGCUGAUUCUGCUGCUGACCCUUUGGGGGGACACAGUAUAUUGCCAGCAGCACGCUCAGUGUCACAUCCAAAAGUGCACAACAGACUUUGUUUCUCUUACUUCACAUCUGAAUACUGGCAGUGACAGUUUCGAUUCGGAAUUUUGUAAGGCCUUGAGGGCAUAUGCGGCCUGCACGCAGAGAACUUCUAAAGCAUGUCGAGGAAACUUAGUUUAUCAUUCUGCUGUGUUAGGUAUCAGUGACCUCAUGAGUCAAAGAAAUUGCUCAAAGGAUGGUCCCACAUCAUCAACGAAUCCUGACUUUACUAGUGAUGCUUGCAACUAUCACAACAGGGCGACGGAAAGGAUUCUACGAUCAGGGGAACAUACUCAGCCCAAUUAUCUAUUCUGUGGCUUGUUUGGAGAUCCACAUCUGAGAACUUUCCAAGAUCAUUUUCAGACAUGCAAAGUGGAAGGUGCUUGGCCACUAAUAGACAACAACUAUUUGUCUGUGCAAGUAACCAAUGUACCAGUGGUUCCUGGGUCUAGUGCUACUGCAACUAACAAGAUAACUAUAAUAUUUAAAGCAUUUCAAGACUGUACAGACCAGAAGGUGUAUCAGGCUGUGACGGAUGACCUGCCCGCAGCGUUUGUGGAUGGCACAACUAGUGGUGGAGACAGUGAUUCCAAGACCUUAAGGAUUAUAGAGCGAGUUGGUGGAAAGCAUGUUGAAAUGCACGCCAGAUACAUUGGCACCACAGUGAUUGUGCGCCAACUUGGAAAUUAUUUAACCCUAGCGGUUCGCAUGCCCGAAGAAUUGGCAAUGGCAUACGAGGAAAGCCAAGACUUACAACUGUGCGUGAAUGGUUGUCCAACAAGUGAACGCAUUGAUGAUGGAGGGCAUCUGCAUUUACCUGUAACUGUUAGCAACACGCAUGACCAAUCCACUGUUCAAGCCGCCUCGGUGUACACACUGGAAAGCGCCAUUGAGAAAUGUCUUGAAAAAAUACAGGUCAAGCACAUCUAUUUUUACUCGUGUGUUUUUGACUUGCUCACAACUGGGGAUGCAAACUUUACGGCUGCUGCUUUCAGUGCUUGGGAAGAUGUGGAGACAUUACACCCCAGGAAGGAGCGCUGGCAAAUUUUCCCAAACAAAGGCAGUUGCAGCAACACACGAUCUUUGCCUGCUCUUGUGUUUGGACUUGCAGGCUUGCUGUUGUUUUUUUUGUAGGAGCUUUUAUGUGUAUAUACAAAAAUGUAAAAUAUAUAUUGUUAUAAUAUAUUGAACAAAAGAUAGGAUCUUAUAUGUAUAUACCGUGUAUAUGAAGGGAGGUUUGUCUUGGGUUACCCAUGAAAUUGUAUAUAUUGUUUCUUUCUAUUUACCUUGGAUGUAGUAUUACUUUUUUUUUACUUUUUUCAGUUUUUGAGAUGUGAUAUGUUCCUUUAUUGGGACUUAUUAGAAAGCACUUUAUUUUUUAUAAAAUAUUUAUGUGUGUACCAUUUAAAAAAAAAAAAUAAAAAAAUGUGUAAGGAUGGAAUUAGCUAAACCAGGAGUAGGCACGCAUCGAGGGCCCAGUCGAUAUCAUUGCAGUUCUGCACAUCUAGAGCACCAAUGGUAUCCUUCACCUCACUUAAGCAUAUGUACUUUUGUGUAUAUGUAGAUCUACAUCUUGAUAUGGAAACUCCAAAGCUGCAUUCAGAGGACUCGGCAAAGUUGUCCCAAAGGCACAACAGGAGUUUUCAUCGUUUUUAAGGCAGGGUGUAACUUCUUUUCUAAAUAGGGAAGGAAUGGGGCUUCUUGUUACUAAGACUGAGACACAAUAAUAAUAUUGAUAAGACUCUAAUGGGUUUAUUAAUUCCUUCUCUGUCUCCCACUAGAUAUUUACUGCCCAAAUUAGCUGUUUUCUGGAUAUACAGCAUUUGGAAGGGUUGACCUGUGGCCAUUUUUAGACUAACUUAUACUAAGUUACAGAGCAAAAAUGCAAACUUAUCCAAAAUGUGGAUUCUGUGCAUUCUUAGUUUUAUAUAUAGCAAGGAUGCAUUGUAUUUGGGCCAAUCCUUUGCCCCACUGGCCUCACCAUAUCCCUGGAUAAUUGGCACAAAAACAAGCAGGUGGACAAAGCCAUAGAUAUUUCUUGAUUAAGAAGUAUGUUGAGCAAAAGUCCUAUUCAAAAACCCUGACACUUGAUGGAACAGGAAGUCACUCUACACCGCUUUUGGGGGAAUGUAAUAAAAGUCGGUAACAGAAAAACUAUUCACAAUGCGAAAAGUUAUGCAUUUGCGCAAACAAAUUUUGCUUUGCGCGAAUUUAAUAUAGCUUUUGCGACUACUUCCGACAG